Messenger RNA from Cyprinodon variegatus (sheepshead minnow), 2768 nucleotides. RefSeq names its product seizure related 6 homolog (mouse)-like (gene sez6l). The record is from RefSeq and is a predicted model, not a curated record. Gene Ontology annotation, biological process: synapse maturation. Bases 162 to 2741 code for a protein of 859 amino acids. Gene Ontology annotation, cellular component: endoplasmic reticulum; neuronal cell body. The transcript is spliced from 15 exons. Lineage: Eukaryota; Metazoa; Chordata; Actinopteri; Cyprinodontiformes; Cyprinodontidae.
AAAGCAGGAGGUGCUGCUUGCAGUCAGGAAGAUGCUGCUGUGACAUGCGGACCUAGUCUGACGCCAGCGGCUCUCCCUGAAAGCCUGACCGCAGACCCAGUGUGCUUUUUCUCCUUCCUCUCCCCGCCUCGCUGCUCUCCUCCGGUCCGGUUUGUGUCGCGAUGCCUCCGGCCGCUCGCUCGCUCCCACUGCGCGGCUCCUUCCCUGCGGUUCUGUGGAUGUGGCUGCUGUGGAGCAGCGUCUCAGCAGGAGAUAAAGAGGUCCCCACAGUCCCCCCCUCUGUGGAGUCUCCAGCGGUGACGACGGCUGACACAAGGGAAGGCAGCAUGAAAGGAAAAGCUUCCAGCAUCGCAGUAGGAGGUUUACUACACUCAGUGCUGGCCCACAAAGGACGUCUCAUGUCCAAGAAAGGGGACAUCGUCCCCUCUGCGCUGCCCCAGAAUCUGCUCCCUCUCCUGGGCAGAGGGCUCAGUGUCAGCUCCUUCCAUGGAAGUAACCCCAAGGAGCAUCAAAGCGGGGAUUUACCAACGAGGGUAAAACCCCCAGAAUCAGCUGUGACGUUGGAACAAGACAGGGAUCCAAGUCAACCUCCUUCCACAGAUUCACACUCUCAGCUGCCUGAAACAUGGACAAACCCUCCUGAACCCGACGCUGAAAUAACCACGGUGGGAACUAGACUAGAUGUGGACACUGAGACACCUUCACCAGCUGCAUCCAGCUGCAUGGUUAAUUUCACAGACCCAGAGGGAUACAUAGACUCCUCUGACAACCCGCCUCUGCCUGACGGCCUCUUCCUGCACUGCACCUACACUGUGACCGUCUACACCGGCUACGGAGUGGAGCUGCAGGUGAAGAAUGUGAAUCUGUCAGACAGCGAGCAGCUGUCCAUCAGAGGUGUAGAUGACCGCGGCGCCAUGCUGGUUCUGGCCAACCACACGCUGCUGGUGGAGGGUCAGGUGAUCCGCAGUCCCACCAACUCUCUGUCCGUCUACUACCGCUCCGCCCCAGAGGGCAGCAUGGGCCUCUUCCAGCUCCACUACCAGAUUUUCAGGCUGAGUUGCUCACUUCCAAAGAGACCUCACUUUGGGGAGGUGUCAGUGCUGGAUCUGCUCCCAGGAGGCAUAGCUCGCUUUCACUGCCACAUGGGUUAUCACCUGCAGGGGAAAUCUCAGCUCACUUGCAUCAACGCAUCGCUUCCGGUUUGGAGCGGGAAGGAGCCAAGCUGCAGGGCUCUUUGCGGAGGCACAGUAAAGAAUGCAACAGUAGGGCGGGUGCUGUCCCCAUCUCCCCACCAUGGACCCAAUGCCACUUUGGACCGUUCCUGCUCCUGGUCUCUGGAGGCACCAAAGGACCAAAGGCUGCAUCUUCACCUAGAGAGGCUGGCCCUGGGACCAACGGACCGACUGGUGUUAUGGAGUGGCCUGGAUGCCGGUUCUGUCGUGCUGUUUGAUUCGGGCCGGGGCGGACAGAUUCCCUUUGAGGGGGUUAUCAGUGAGGGUCCAGCUGUGAGGGUCCAGUUCAUCACCGAUCAGCCCAACCAUGAGACGGGGUUUAACAUUCGCUAUGAAGCCUUUGAGCGCGGCCACUGCUAUGAGCCCUACCUCCAGAACGGAAACUUUACAACAUCAGACCCCUUGUAUGCCGUCGGAACCGUUGUCCAAUUCACUUGUGACCCGGGUCAUUCUUUAGAACAAGGCCCUCCAGUGAUAGAGUGCAUAAGUGCCAGGGACCCGUACUGGAACGAUACUGAACCUAUCUGCAAAGCCCAGUGUGGUGGCGACCUGACGGGUCCAGGAGGAGUGAUUCUGUCCCCAAACUGGCCUGAAUGGUACGGAGAAGGAGAGGACUGCAGCUGGAGGAUACAUGUUGGAGAAGACAAACGAGUGCUGCUUGAUGUUCAGCUACUUAACAUCAGUGACAGCGACAUGUUGACCUUCACUGAUGGGGAUGAGGUCACGACUCGGAUCCUGGGACGCUACGUCGGAGGCAGCAGCCCCUUCAAACUGUCCUCCACCACGCCGGACUUGACCGUCACCUUUCACUCCGACCCUGCCGGGCUCGUCUUCGGAAAGGGCGAAGGUUUCAUCAUCAAUUAUAUGGAGGUGUCCCGAAACGACUCCUGUCCUGAUCUGCCUGAGAUCCAGAACGGCUGGAAGACGACUUCACACGUUGCGUUGGUGCGGGGAGCCAGAAUCACCUACCAGUGCGAUCCUGGCUAUGACCUGGUGGGGCGGGAGACCCUCACCUGUCAGCUGGACCUGUCCUGGAGCUUUCAGCCUCCCUUCUGUGAAAAAAUCAUGUACUGUUCCGACCCGGGUCACGUGGAGCAUUCGACCAGAACUCUGUCUGACCCUAAACUGUUGGUCGGCACAACCAUUCAGUACAGCUGCAACCCCGGCUUCGUCAUGCAGGGCGGAGCCACCAUUACCUGUUAUGGUCGUGAGCCAGGGACGCCCGUGUGGACUUCUCGACUUCCUCAUUGUGUUUUUGCAGAGGCGACUGCAGCCUCCCCUCUCAGUGGAGGAAAUAUAGCACUGGCCAUCUUCAUCCUGGUUCUGCUGCUGUCUGUUCUGCUCGGAGGGGUGUAUGUUUAUGUCACCAGAUGCAGAUAUCACACCAACCUCAGGAUGCCUCUAAUCUACCCCCACCCGUACAGACAGAUCACUGUGGAGACAGAACAUGACAACCCGCUCUAUGAGACAGGAGGACAGGACACUCGUGAAUAUGAAGUAUCAAUAUGAGACAUUUCUAAAGAGACUAACCACCCA